GGCGGGCUGCUUCACCAAGCAUGCUGUAAAAAUGUUGGCUCGAGCGAUUUGGGGUCAGGUCGUCAUCGCGCUGCCAGGAUGUUCUUUCAUGAGCUUCCACAACACCAGGCACCCCGCGAAGUCCUCGCCCAGUUUUCUCUUCCCUCGAUGCGGUCUGACAUAUGCGGGGGAGUGCAGCGCACGGGAGCAGGGCGCUCCCACUGUUCCGCGACGCUUCCCCCUCCUGUGCGAAGGAACCGUACCAUACUGUUGCAACGAUCAGCGUGCUCGGCAAAGGCAGGCAGUGGCAACGGGCACUGUCUCUUCUCAGCGAGUUGGUCGACACAGCGAUGGAAGCCAACGUCAUCGCAUAUGGCGCUGGAAUUGGCGCGUGCGAGAAAGGGAAGCAAUGGCAGCAGGCCCUGUCGCUGCUCAAGGAGAUUAGGGAAGCGAAGCUGGAACCCAACGUCAUCAGCUGCAACGCUGGGAUCAGCGCGUGUGGGAAAUGCGAGCAGUGGCAGCGUGCCUUGUCGCUGUUCGGCGCGAUGUUGGAAGCAAACCUGGAGCCCACAGUCAUCUCAGCUACAACGCUGGGACCAGCGCGUGCGAGAAGGGCGAGCAGUGGCAGCGGGCUUUGGCGCUGCUCCGCGAGAUGCGCGAGGAGAAGCUGGAGCCCGACGCCAUCACCCCCCUACAACGCUGGGGUCAGCGCGUGUGAGAAGGGCAAGCAAUGGCAGCUGGCCCUGUCGCUGUUGAGCGAGAUGUGGGAGGUGAAAAUCGAGCCUGACGUCAAGAGCUACAGCGCUGGGAUCAGCGCGUGCGAGAAAGGCGAGCAGUGGCAGCAGGCUUUGGCGCUUUUGAGGGACAUGUGGGAGUCGAACAUAGACCCUGACUCAGCUACAAUGCUGGGAUCAGCGCGUGCGAGAAGGACAAGCAGUGGCAGCCAGCCCUGAAGCUGUUCCGCGAGAUGCGGGAGGCUAUCUUGGAGCACAGUGCCAU
Messenger RNA from Prorocentrum cordatum, 978 nucleotides. NCBI's taxonomy places the organism in Eukaryota, Dinophyceae, Prorocentrales, Prorocentraceae. The record is from the annotation of a GenBank genome assembly.